AUGCCCUAUAACACUCGUCGCAAGUCACUCUCGCUCCCGUCGCUGGGGAUACAACUCCCAAAUUCCUCCCGGCGGUCGCCCUCCUUCUCAAAAGCACACAGCGAAGACCACCCGACGAAAAAAGUCAAGAGAUCCCACACGGCCUCAUUAUCACCCGAGCCGGCCGACAAGGCCGCGCGCGCGGCCCGACAUGGUUUAUUCGAGCACACACCGCCGCCCUCGCCCAUGGACGGCGUGCACGCGCCCAAAAUCGACACAGAAGGAAUUAAUGAUGAUAUCGUGGUCGCGGUGAUCAACCAACUGGAGAAGACCGGCAACCGCCCCCAUCUCGUGAAGGAACUCGCCGCCGUCUUGGUCGCGUUGAACGGGAAUGUCGCAAAUUCUGCCAACCCGGCUGCACUACUGUCCUCGCGGUUGGCCGCCUAUAUGAAGCGCUCGUGGACGGCGUUGGCGCCCUGCCCCAUCGCUAAGGAGCUUGUUUUAAUUCACCCGCGCAAAGUGUACUACUACCUCACGACGUUCCCUCAUCAGCCCAUCCCCGAGACUGACGAUGUUGUUCCUGCCGUAGAUGGCAAGCGAAUCACACCCAGUGUCUCCAGCCUCGAGGAUGAGGAUGAUGCGAUGAUGCGGGAACGGAGCCCCAGUCCCGAAGUGGACUUGUCCUCGCCCGACUUCGAAGAUCUGAACGCCAACCGCGGCCCUAGUGCCGAUCACUUCCCCGAUGCUAGUAAUCUCACCCGGCUCAUGCACUCGCACCGUGCGGCUUCUCCGCCCCUGGAGGGCGAUGAGAAGGAAUUCACCCAGACCGCCAGCGCUGUGCGUGAGCGGGCCUCCGAGGAGAAGGCCAGCGAGUCCAGCCGCAGCCAGUCCAUCCUCUCCGAGAGACUGAGCGCCAUGGAAGAUGCGCCGUCGCAGUCCCCUUUAAAUGGGGGCUCGAUGUCCCCGGACGACGGCAUGUCCGAAGAAGAGUAUAGUGACUACUUCUCGCACAUUCCCGCCGACCACAUGGCCCAGGACGACGAGGCCGCUGCCUCCGCCCUCUUCGGCACCUCGCCUUCUCCCUCUCUCACCUCCAUCGCGUCAUCGGUCUCGUCUGGCACGAGUCUGAUCGAUGCCGGUAUGGAUCUGGCCCUGGCCGGCAAGCCUGCGGCUCCCCAGAUUGCUCUUCCCGAAGAUCCCGCCGCCCCUGUCUCAACCCUCAAGCGCUCGCUGGACAUGUUGAACAGCGGCCUGCCCGACGUGGAUCUCAAGAUGUCGGAUCUGACGGAAUCGCACGAGCGUCUCACGCUCACCCCGCGCCCCGUGUCCAUGAGUGCAGAGCCUGUCUUUGACUCGUGGCGGGAGCUGCAAAACCCCGAGAUGGUGGAAGUCGACGAGCUGGAUGAGAUGUUUGGCGAAAUCUAA
Molecule: messenger RNA, 1404 nt
Organism: Penicillium olsonii
Lineage: Eukaryota; Fungi; Ascomycota; Eurotiomycetes; Eurotiales; Aspergillaceae
Source: the annotation of a GenBank genome assembly